This is a messenger RNA of Acanthosepion pharaonis, 1737 nucleotides long. The record is from the annotation of a GenBank genome assembly. Lineage: Eukaryota; Metazoa; Mollusca; Cephalopoda; Sepiida; Sepiidae.
AUGUGCAUAGCUCAUUUUUACCCACUGAAAGCCCCACAUAGUGAAAUUAACGACUCACCAGUGAAUACAAUCAACAAAAUCUUUAGCAGGAUGAUUGGCCGGGUAGCUAUUGUAACUGGUGCCAAUUGUGGCCUGGGGUUUGAGGUCUCCAAACGUUUAUGUGCACAGGGUCAUGAUGUCAUUCUGGCUUGCAGAAAUGAGGAGAGAGGAAUGGCUGCUGUUGAAAAAAUUUGUUCAGAGCAAGGAAAUGCUCUGGCAUCAUAUAUGCAUCUUGACUUGGCAGAUAUGUCUUCAGUACAUAAGUUUGUGACUAACUUUCAUGAGAUGGGAAAACCUCUAGAUCUGCUUGUGAACAAUGCUGGAGUAUUUCAUGCCACAUCAGGUGCAAGGAGACUGACUAAAGAUAAUUUUGAAGCCACAAUGGGAAUAAACCAUUUGGGCCAUUUUUUACUAACCCACCUUCUAUUAGAGGAUUUAAUAUCUUCUGCAAAAGAAAAUGGGGAAUCCAGAAUUGUGAAUGUAGGAUCUUCUCUACAUGACCCAGCUCUCAAAGUUGGACGGCAUGUUCUUGAAAAUUCUUUUCUUUACUCCUCAAUUUUCUCUUUCUUUCUUUCUUUACUCCUCAAUUUUCUCUUUCUUUCUUUCUUUACUCCUCAAUUUUCUCUUUCUUUCUUUCUUUACUCCUCAAUUUUCUCUUUCUUUCUUUCUUUACUCCUCAAUUUUCUCUUUCUUUCUUUCUUUACUCCUCAAUUUUCUCUUUCUUUCUUUCUUUCUUUACUCCUCAAUUUUCUCUUUCUUUCUUUCUUUCUUUACUCCUCAAUUUUCUUUCUUUACUCCUCAAUUUUCUUUCUUUCUUUCUUUCCUUCUCAAUUUUCUUUCUUUCUUUCUUUCCUUCUCAAUUUUCACUUUCUUUCUUUCCUUCUCAAUUUUCACUUUCUUUCUUUCCUUCUCAAUUUUCACUUUCUUUCUUUCCUUCUCAAUUUUCACUUUCUUUCUUUCCUUCUCAAUUUUCACUUUCUUUCUUUCCUUCUCAAUUUUCACUUUCUUUCUUUCCUUCUCAAUUUUCACUUUCUUUCUUUCCUUCUCAAUUUUCACUUUCUUUCUUUCUUCCCCUUUAUUUCUUCUCUUCAACUAUUGCUGUCAACAAUGCUUAGGUCUGAAAGUCAACCAAUUGACUUGGACAACUUUUUCCUUGAAAAACCUGGAACAUACAAUGGAUAUCAAGCUUACAAAAACUCUAAACUUGCAAAUGUAUUAUUCACAUAUGAACUGGCAGAGAGAUUAAGAAAGACAGGUGUUACUGUUAAUUGUGUUUGUCCAGGAUUUGUGCCUGAAACCUCCUUGGGUCGAGAUGCUGGAGCAGUCAGCAGAUUCUUUUUAAAUUAUGUUCUCUACUAUUUCCUCCGUUACAAGAAUAUUGCCAAGACAGUUGGUGAAGGAGCAGAUGCCAUUAUGGACUGUGCCACCAGCGCAGAAAAUAAAGGGGUGACUGGAAAAUUUUUUAAAGACCGCAAAGAAGCUAAAUCCUCCACAGAAUCAAUGGAUGAAACUCUGAGACAAAAAGUCUGGGACAUGAGCGUUCUCUACUGCCACCUACAGGACAAGAUCUUACCGCCUCCUGCAUUGGCUAUUCCCAAGAAAACACGGGUCAGGAUCUCUGUAACUCCAUCACCUGAAGAUGAAGAGACUGAAGUUGACCAACCAAAGUUAUAUAAUCCGGGAAAGUUGAAAGCUUGA